CAUUUGGUACCUACUCCUAAACCUGAGUAACACGGCUUUAGCUUGCCUUGCUCGUAAACUCAUUUUUCAGGGAUUUAAUCGAAGCUGAAGCAGUUCGGUAACUUCGGAGUCAAAUUACAUGUUACAACAUUUUGUGUUUCAUGACGCCAACAACAAUGACAGGAACAACUAUUUUGACAUUUAUCACGCGACCCAAGUAUGCAGAAAUUUAGUCAUUUAGUGGUUGGCUUUCAUACAGUCUUGAAAAAAUCGUUGUUUCCAGGUGACACUGGAAUCACCAUUCAUGAUACGUGAAAAUGAGAAGCUCUGGGACGAGAAUGUGUGGACAAAUAACGCUGCCCUGCUGUCCAUAUUUCCACGAAUUCUCUUCUUGAAAGCCCCCAACAAUUCAAGUUAAAGCAUAAUCAAGUAUGCCCCUAGGAGGUGAAGGUAGCUUUGAAUCAUUUCUUGAAGAAUUAUGGAAAGAGAGUGGACAGAGAGAGGCAGAACAUGCCUUGAAUUCGGAUGAGGCUGUAAAGCAGGAAGAAACUAAAGGAAGCUGCUGCAAGAAACUGUUUGACACCAUUGAAGAGGGCGACCCACAAGAGGUCUACGAACUUCUAAAGAGUGGAGAAUUUGAAAAUGUACCGCAUCUUAAGGACUUAAAUGAAGUUUCCAAAUCCAUUGCCGGCACGGAGGGAAAAAAAGAUUGCUUCUGUAAGUUUAUCUGCUCAGAAUUGAAGGACUUCUGCAAGAACCCCCGCAAGAACAACGGAAAGGAAGAUUUGCCAAGCGAAGAAGAUCGAUUAAACCUGGAAAUUCGAAGCAACCCACUGUUCUUAAGUCUAGAAUGGCUGUGGAGGAAUAAUCCAGAGUCUUCUCAGCGCGAGGAAAACGAGAAAGGCAAGGAGAGUAAGCUUAAAGACGUAAUUGAAGCAGCUCUUGAUGAUGCUUUUCUACUGGAGAAAAUGGCUUCGUACGAAAAUCCCUUCAGCCAUGAUAAAUACAUGGAUCAUGCAGAGGAACGUGAAAAAUUUGCCAUCGACAUCAUUGAGCAAGUAAACGGCAACAAAGAGUCGCUGCACAUAGUCAUGGAUAUCGACGGAGAAGGAGCUUUGGUGAAGAACAAGUCCGAUAAUUUUAUUUGUAGCUUGAGUCUGCUCAAGAUGGCUGCUAAUAAAGAACGCAAAAUGUUUGUGGCAAGCCCUAACUGUCAAUUUGUUCUUGACGAAGUCAUCUACCACGGAAAUCCUGGUUGGCGAAAUAGGGGAAUCGGGAUUAAAGCAGUCUGGUGCUUGUUUCAACUUUUACUCGUCAGCCUCUUGACUAUCCCCCUUUACAUCCCACUUAAGUUAACUCGCAAGAAUUUCCCGUGCUGUGUAUUUGAUUGCCACAAGCUGAUAAUGCUGUAUGAGCAUCCUUACUCGAAGUUCCUUAACCACACCAUGUCAUACAUGAUAUUUCUGGCUUUAAUCUUUGGUUCAUCGUUUGAGUACAAGUAUGGACCUGGUGGAGCAGGCCUUACGUGGAUUGAUUUGGCUAUAAUGCACUUCGUCCUCGGCCUACUCAUACAGGAAAUCGUGGAAGCCUGGAGGCAAGGUGCUUUCAUUUACUUCUCAAAGUGGUGGAAUGUUGUUGAUACAGUGAUUAUCCUCACAUUCAUAGGGGCCUACGGUCUAUGGUUAAUCGCGUGGGGCAUUUACGGAGAGUGGAAGCCUGAAAAAAAAGUUUUCAUCUAUGCAGAUGGCAUUUAUGCCAGUGCCUGCGUCGUGGCCUAUUUUCAUUUGGCACACUUUUUCCAGGUCAAUUCAACGCUGGGUCCCUUACAGCUGUCACUUUACAAAAUGCUGAGAGAUGUCCUUAAGUUUCUUGCCAUCUUUCUCCUUCUCUACUUUGCGUUUGCGACUGGGGUGGCCAAGAUUUACUCGUAUUAUGUUGCCUCUCAAAUAGAGCUCCAAAAGCGUGACACUAAAACCACUGACCACCAAGUUUUUCAUCCAUUUGCUUUACAUGCCAACACUUUCAUUGUCUUGUUUUGGUUGCUGUUUGGUGGUGGUGGACAGGAGGAGAGCAUUUCAGUGCAGGAUCAAGACUUCAUGCUCAUUACCAAGUUUGGUCGAGUAUUUAUGGGAGCCUACGUCAUAUGCACCAUCCUUGUUGCCCUCAACAUGCUGAUUGCUAUGAUGAACGACUCAUUCCAUAAAAUCAAGAAAAACGCUGUUCUAGAGUGGAAAUUCUCAAGAACUCAAAUGUGGCUGGAAUGGAUCGACAAAGGCAACUCUGUUCCGGUUCCAUUCAAUAUUCCAUAUGUCGUUCUGCACCUUUUCUUUUGGUUUUGCUGCGGCUGUCGUGAAUCACUGUGUUUCAAAUGCGAAGUGAAUGAAGAAAAAAACACAUGCUGCCGCGAGAGCGAAGUCUCAAGAGAAGGUAUUCCUGGAUGCAAUUUUGAACGAUGUGACGGCAGUAAGGACUCAGAAACUUUCGAUAAGAAGAAACGCCUUGAAGAAUUGAAAACUUUGGUCGUAAAAUAUCUGAUAAAGAACUACGAAGCCAAAUGGAAUGAAUGCAGGGCGGCAACUGCCUGA
Molecule: messenger RNA, 2564 nt
Organism: Pocillopora verrucosa
Lineage: Eukaryota; Metazoa; Cnidaria; Anthozoa; Scleractinia; Pocilloporidae
Source: RefSeq, a predicted model, not a curated record